AAGCAACUUUUUCCAUUACAAAAUUUUCCUACGAGGCUUCGUUUACGAGUUAUUAACGAAAAACGCUGUCGAAUGUCGAGCGAGCGCGUCGGCGCCACGCCCCGCGACCAAUACAGCGUCGCGCCGGUACCGAAGUGGCCGCGAGGGCGUGGCGUCGGCCGCGCGCGAUCGCUCAGCGUUUGGAUCAGCGUUUUUCCUCGAUAACUCGUGAACGGUGCCUCGGAGAGAAUUUCCGUAAAGGAAAAACUUGCUUGAAAUCGUCUCAGGAACCUCUCCGUUGGAACGUUGACAUAAUCCUGUAUAUUUUAACACUUCCGGGACGACAGCUGCAACCGACUCCUGUGACAAAGAACAUUGCUCGAUGCGAAAAGCCAAACCUAAUCCAGAACUGACCCGGUAAUGCGGCAUAAAAUUAUCUUACAUAUAAAAUCUAAAUAAAUAUUUAAAAAGGACAUAUUUCGGGGUAAUCGCAAUCGAAGAGGAGCACCGUUUCCAAAAUAAUUCCGCUCUCCGUUUGGAAACGUCGCGCACCGAUUGCCGUGAGACGGUCACACGUGGAUUUCAAGAGCGCGGCUGCUCGAAGAAACUCUGAACAGAAAACAGGUUCGUAUGGAAGCUGGAAUCCGACGAAUGCUCGGACAGUCGCUUCGAUCUCGUAGCUCGAAGAAUGCCGCGAUUCCCAAGAACAAAGGUCGCUCACUAAUCCGUCAGUUUCAGUCGAAAUGUCUCCUCGGAAACGAACGAACGAACCCGUUAACCGAAGAAAAGCAGUUUCGCCAGGCAGUUCCGACGCCUCGCUCCCCCGUCACCCUUCCGGAAAGCGACCACGGGGGUUUCCAGCCGAUGUACGCCUGCCUCGAGCCACCGUCCUCUUCGUCGUCCUCCGCCGCGAAGACCGCGGGACCACCGGAGCUUGCGGACGUCUUCUCUGAAGAGCGGCAGUUCAACUGCUCGAGCUGCGGGCGCAGGUACUCGCUGAAGCACAACCUGGUGAGGCACAUGCGUUACGAGUGCGGCGGCCAGCGAAGAUUCUUCUGCGCCUUCUGCCCGAAGAAGUACACGCAGAACGUCACCCUGCAGAAGCACCUGCUGCGUUUCCACAACAUCCCUGUGCCGCGGAGAAGAUGCAAACCGCGAUCCGCGCCCUACAAUCCUCUGUCGAACGCCGAGAACUGACCGGACCUCUAAAAAAGAAAGAACGUUUUCUAUCGCCGAUCUUCUCGUCGUCACCCCCUCUCCCCCACAGCCCCCCACCCACCACCGGUCCGUGUAGCACUGAAUAAACGAAUAAACUCGCAGA
This is a messenger RNA of Megalopta genalis, 1300 nucleotides long. RefSeq lists its product as uncharacterized. The record is from RefSeq and is a predicted model, not a curated record. Lineage: Eukaryota; Metazoa; Arthropoda; Insecta; Hymenoptera; Halictidae.